Sander lucioperca (pikeperch) is the source of this 2263-nucleotide messenger RNA. RefSeq names its product transmembrane 7 superfamily member 2 (gene tm7sf2). Gene Ontology annotation, biological process: sterol biosynthetic process. The transcript has 12 exons. The record is from RefSeq and is a predicted model, not a curated record. The coding region runs from base 155 to 1432 and encodes 425 amino acids. Gene Ontology annotation, cellular component: nuclear inner membrane; endoplasmic reticulum membrane. Gene Ontology annotation, molecular function: oxidoreductase activity, acting on the CH-CH group of donors, NAD or NADP as acceptor. Lineage: Eukaryota; Metazoa; Chordata; Actinopteri; Perciformes; Percidae.
GGUUUCAGGGGUGUUUCCAUCUGCGACUGCUGGAUGGAUGCAUAUUAGAAUAUCAUUACAGUCCCAGCUACACCUCCGUGCUUUACACCGGCGCCCUGUGUGAGAAGUCUGAGGGAAUAAUUGUGAAGAUGUACUUAGACUUUUAGAGACCAUAAUGAAGCCAAACAGUCAAGUGCUCAAAAACAGAUCCUCACAUGACACCGAGAGGGAAUUUGGAGGAACCCUGGGUGCCUUAUGCAUACCCAUCUUUCUUCCGCUGACGGUGCUGUUCCUGAUCUGUGUGAGUCGGUCCCCUGAGGCCAGUGUGCUCCAGAUUCCCCCUCCCCUCCCCUCUACUGAGCAGCUGUGGGACCCUCUGGCCCUCGUGCUUCUGCUGGGCUGGAUCGCCCUGCAUGCCCUCCUCUAUGUGAUGCCAUUAGGAAAGGUGUCUGAAGGAUUAGUGCUGAGGGAUGGAACACGUCUCAAGUAUCCUAUAAAUGGUUUUCACAGCCUGUGCAUCAGCGGUGUGUUGCUGAUGUUGUUACUGGGGCUCGGGGCUCCUCUGGGGUGUCUGUUUGAGCUGCUGGUGCCUCUGGCAGUGUGUGCAAUAGCCGUGUCCUUCCUGUUCUCCGUCUACCUUUACAUCCGCUCCUUUUGGGUUCCUUCUCAUGCUCUCGCUUUGGGGGGCAACACAGGAAAUCCCCUGUAUGACUUCUUCAUCGGUCGGGAGCUAAACCCCCGGAUUGGAAAGUUUGAUCUUAAAUAUUUCUGUGAGCUCAGACCGGGUCUGAUUGGCUGGGUGGUCAUAAACCUUGGCAUGCUGAUGAAGGAGGUGGAGCUUCGAGGUUCCCCCUCGCUCGCCAUGAUGCUGGUCAACAGUUUCCAGCUGCUGUAUGUGGCAGAUGCUCUGUGGAAUGAGGAGGCUGUCCUGACAACCAUGGACAUUGUGCAUGAUGGUUUUGGCUUCAUGCUGGUCUUUGGGGACCUGGCCUGGGUUCCCUUCACAUACGGCCUGCAGGCUGCCUUCUUGGUUGUGCACCCACAGGCCCUAAGUUCACUCGGAGCAGCAACUAUAAUAGCACUGAAUGGUAUCGGAUAUUAUGUUUUCAGAAAAUCCAACUCACAGAAGAACCAGUUCAGAAGAGACCCUACACACCCAAGUGUUGCAAGACUAGAGACCAUCGCCACAGCAACAGGGAAACGGCUGCUUGUGUCUGGCUGGUGGGGUCUCGUUCGUCAUCCCAAUUACUUAGGUGACCUCCUCAUGGCCCUGGCGUGGUCCCUGCCGUGUGGAUUCUCACAUAUUCUGCCUUACUUCUAUGUCAUAUAUUUCACCAUCUUGCUGAUUCACCGAGAGGCCCGUGACGAGAGACAGUGUAGGGCCAAAUACGGACUGGCGUGGGACACCUACUGUCGCCGUGUCCCCUACAGGAUCUUCCCUUAUAUCUACUGAACAGGAAAGCAGAUGGUUGGAUGGGACCUAAACUGUCUCACAAUAUCCUUAUGACUCUUCAAGUCCAAACUUGGCAAUAACUUGAAAAGAAAUCCAUUUUCAGUUAAACAGACCACAAAUAAUAUCCGGUGCUGUUACUGGGAAUCUACUGGGAGCUCCCAAUUGUAAUCAGCCUUGAUUCGUCAGGUUGCAGUUCACUUACAAAAUGGUGUAUAAUGGAUCAAUAUUUCUAAUUCAUUUGAAUUUUGACUUUGAAACCUCACAGGAGUCUAAUAUAGGUACACUCAGUCUUCAGACACGUGUCUCUAGUUCAGCUAAAAACAUUCCAUCAUAAAAGGCUAAAACUGUAGUACGUCUGAAAACAGUCUUGGCCUUGUGAUUCUUUAUCUCAUAAAAAUGAGAAUGAGUAUUUUUAUCAUGCUUGUAUUUUUACAAUGUCUGCUUUUUUAAGUGUGUGUAUCUGUGAAAUACAUUUAAAAUAAACAAAACAUAAAAAAUAGACAGACAGUGAAUCUCACAAUGAUAUUGUGUUGAUAUGGGGGAGCUCAAAUGUUUGUAUGAAAAUUUAAAUCUGUGCCUUUUUAAGCCUGUGAAGAUGGCAGCUAAUAGAUGUGUCAGUUUUAAUAACCUUUUCCAACUUGUUAUCAUCGUCCUGUUAAAAUGGAUUCUCUUUCCAGCUUGCAGGCCUCAAUAGCACAAGUUCUCUGAGUCUCUGGGCUGUUCUCUCAUGGCUUCAGCUUGAAUACGCUCUCUUUCAAAUUACUUUGUAGGGACAAAAAGUACAUGGGCUGCAUUGGUACAAGUAAAUGUCAGUCUGACUCAAGGGCUCCU